AUGUCUACAAUGUAUGAUGGAUAGUAACUUUAAGAUAAUAAAUGUCAUUAAGUUUGUGGAGAUGGAAUAAUUGUUAUUAAUUCAAUAGAGGUAUGUAAUGAUGGAAAUUAUAAUGAUGGUGAUGAUUGCUAUUAAUGUUAAUUUGAAUGUAUACCCUAUUGUUUCUUAUGUUCAGAUUAAUCAAUUUGUUUAACAUGCAUACAAUUUUUCAUUUAUUAAAUGAUUAAUGCCUUACAAAAUGUGGAGAUGGUAUUUUAAUAACUGGUUUAGAAGAGUGUGAAGAUGAUAAUGAUCAACCUUAUGAUGGAUGUUAUUAAUGUAAAUUCUCAUGUUUAGAUUUAUCAUAUGUAUUAGAAAUUAAAUUUUUCAAUUCACUAGAUUCUUAACCAAUUUUAAAGGUUUCAUUAUUCGGUGAUAUAAUCGAUAUUCACUAUUUUUAAGCUUUUAAGAGUGAACAGAAGAUUGCACUUUAACCCCCAAGAAUAUUAUCUGAAUCAUAGAUAUAAACAGCAAUUAAUCUUAAAAAUUUUAAUUUUUGGAUAUUGA
Messenger RNA from Paramecium sonneborni, 546 nucleotides. Lineage: Eukaryota; Ciliophora; Oligohymenophorea; Peniculida; Parameciidae. The record is from the annotation of a GenBank genome assembly.